AUGGCUCUCAACCCAAACCAAGACAAGCUUUUAUUCGAGACCUCAGAGGAGGUCGGGGUUGCUCCGACUUUUGAUUCAUUGGGUCUCAAGGAGGACCUCUUGCGUGGUAUUUACGCUUACAACUUCGAGAAACCAUCGGCCAUUCAACAAAGAGCUAUUUUGCCGAUCACCAAAGGUCGAGAUGUGAUUGCACAGGCUCAAUCCGGAACGGGAAAAACUGCUACAUUCUCCAUCUCGAUCCUUCAAGCAAUCGAUACCCAAGUUCGCGAAACACAAGCUUUGGUCCUGAGUCCCACGCGUGAAUUAGCCACCCAAAUACAGAGUGUGGUUCUCGCGCUAGGUGAUUACAUGAACGUUCAAUGUCAUGCUUGUAUUGGUGGAACUUCUAUCGGAGAAGAUAUCCGCAAAUUGGACCACGGGCAACAUGUAGUCUCAGGUACACCUGGUCGGGUGUAUGACAUGAUUCGACGUCGUAAUCUUCGCACUCGAAACAUUAAAAUGCUCGUUCUUGAUGAAGCGGAUGAGCUGCUCAAUUUGGGGUUCAAAGACCAGAUCUACGAUGUUUAUCGCUACUUACCUCCUCAGACUCAAGUAGUUGUCCUCUCGGCUACCCUUCCUUAUGAUGUCCUGGAGAUGACCACCAAAUUUAUGACUGACCCGAUCCGGAUUUUGGUCAAGCGUGACGAAUUGACCUUGGAGGGGAUCAAACAAUUCUUUGUUGCUGUUGAAAAAGAAGAAUGGAAAUUUGACACUCUGUGUGAUCUUUACGACACGCUGACAAUCACACAAGCAGUUAUAUUUUGCAACACGCGCAGAAAAGUCGACUGGUUGACAGACAAAAUGCGCGAUGCCAACUUUACUGUUUCGUCCAUGCAUGGUGAUAUGCCUCAAAAAGAACGAGAUGCUAUCAUGGGCGAGUUCCGUAACGGCUCUUCUCGAGUGUUGAUCACCACCGACGUGUGGGCUCGUGGAAUCGACGUACAACAAGUAUCAUUGGUUAUCAAUUAUGACCUUCCUUCCAAUCGAGAAAACUACAUUCACAGAAUCGGUCGAUCCGGCCGUUUCGGUCGCAAAGGUGUUGCCAUUAACUUUGUUACUAACGAAGACGUCCGAAUCUUGCGGGAUAUUGAACAGUACUACAGUGCCCAAAUUGAUGAAAUGCCCGUGAAUAUUGGAGAAGUUGUUUAA
This is a messenger RNA of Puccinia triticina, 1188 nucleotides long. RefSeq lists its product as uncharacterized. The record is from RefSeq and is a predicted model, not a curated record. Bases 1 to 1188 code for a protein of 395 amino acids. Gene Ontology annotation, cellular component: catalytic step 2 spliceosome; nucleolus. Gene Ontology annotation, molecular function: mRNA binding; ATP binding; RNA helicase activity. The transcript has 12 exons. Lineage: Eukaryota; Fungi; Basidiomycota; Pucciniomycetes; Pucciniales; Pucciniaceae.